Belonocnema kinseyi is the source of this 4797-nucleotide messenger RNA. RefSeq lists its product as uncharacterized. The record is from RefSeq and is a predicted model, not a curated record. The coding region runs from base 778 to 2484 and encodes 568 amino acids. Lineage: Eukaryota; Metazoa; Arthropoda; Insecta; Hymenoptera; Cynipidae. The transcript has a single exon.
UGCUCGAAGUCGGCUCUAUGCGAUUAGCUUUACAUUCUCACAGCGAGAAGCUCCUUCUUUCUUUCUGGGCUCUGCGACGAUUUCUCUAAAGCUCGAUUAGAUAAGACCCUCGGUUCAUAGUGCGGUCGAGAUGCAGUCCUCAUAAGAGACUGAGAUUUCACAGAAUCGGUCUCAGUUAAACAUUGCGUGUGCAUACCGGCAAAUCUCGCAAACAAUUACUGCAUUGCUCGCGUUUUUUGUCGCAAAAAUCUAGUGCCGAGUGCAUCCAAUAAUUCAAGUAUGUGUAGAACAUGUAGAUGAAUUUGAAUCUAAAAGAGAAAUUGGACUCUACGAAACUUAUAAUCUCGACAUCAUUUCUUAUAAUCUACUUAGGAUCUUAUCUCCUCUGACAGAAUAGGAAUUUGAUCUUCAGGGCCAGUUUCUUAAACAGAAGAACCUUUUGCUCGCAUCCCCACUUUUUUAUGCUAACGAGCCUCCUAAUUUUUCUAAUGUAAGAGAUUCUUUCGUCUGCUUUGGUGUUUUCCAGCUUCUGUUGAUCAGUGAUACUUUACUCUUGGAGUAGAGAAGAACCGCCUUUCAGUGGUCAAGAAUCUACUAGUGGUUAAAGGUUAUACAGUGCAAUUUUGGUGAUCUGCAUAGCUGAUCAGGACUUUAUUGAUUAAGCCUUUAGUGAUUACUACUAAUUUUAAAAUUAAAUUCCGAUGUUAUGAACAUACCAACACGAGUCUGAGUCCAUCAGAGACUUAAGCGUUAGCCUGAUUCCCAAAGAACAACACCAUGCCAGCUUGUUCGAGUGAAAACGUCCCCAGGUUCUGGUCUUCGAGUCCACCAACCUCGAGGAGCAGUAGUCUCUCUCCAUCCUUACCCAGCUCUCCAGUGUCGACAUCACCGCCCAACAUCUCUCCGGUCUCAACUCUAAAAAGAUCCACUUCAAACAUCUCUUAUUCGUCGGACACCUCGGAACACUUCUCUCAAUACUCAAACACAUCUUCCAACGCAUCUACAGUUAUCUUCAGUCCUAGACGUCGUAGUCGUCAAAUGAACCAGAAUUUCUCUCAACACCAACAAGAAAUGCAGCAGCGCCGGGAAGCUUUCCUCCUUUCCAGGAUAUUCUUCUGGUACUUGGGACUUCUGCUAACAAUCAUCCGUGGAGUCUUAAACGUGGUAGGUUACGCGAUAUGGGCACCUGGCUUGUGGGCCUCUGCCUGGGUCUGCCUCUUCUGGAUAAUUCUACAACUUCCACUGACAAUGCUCAAGUGGUUGAUUACGAUACUGCACACCCCGGCUUCUGAAAGAGCGAGGAACAAGAGAUGUGUCCUUAUUAGCGGUGGUAGCACUGUACAGGCAGUCCGAUUAGCCCAAAACUUCUACAAAGCAGGUGCCAGGGUUGUUAUCUUUGAUCUGGAAGGUCUCUUUGCUCUUGCAAGGUUUUCCAUUGCUUGUUCAAAGUACUAUACGGUUCCUCCACCUGGUCCAGGUAGGGCAGCAGAAUACGUCAAAGCUCUGAAGGACAUAGUUCAGAAGGAGCGCGCAGUCUAUUACAUUCCAGUGAGUGCUACGAGCACAGCCUACUAUGACGCUCUUGCUAAACAAUAUCUGGAGAUCAUGGGAUGUGAGUGUUUUGUUCCUGGAGCUGCUGAUGUGACUGCUUUAGAUGACCCUUUAGAGCUUCUGAGAAGGUGCAGCUCUUUGGGACUCUCUACCCCUAAUCACUACGUUCUCCGAUCAGAAGAAGAUGUUGCAAGGUUGUAUGAAGCUGGUACCUUGAGGAAAGGAAGACAUAUGAUGCUGGCUGCUGGCCCUGCAGGAAUGAGAGACAGGAUAAAGGUAAUUUUGCCACCAACGGAGAGGGAGUUCAGACACCAGGAACUCGAAAUCAGCGAGAGAAAACCCUGGGUUGCGGUUAGAGAUCCAGGUGGUAGCCACUUUAUCACCUGCACAACGAUCAAGGAUUCAAGGGUAGUUGCUAAUGUCACCUGUCGAGUGGAUGAGGUCAAGGGACUGAUUCCGGAGGAAAGGGCGAAUGUGGACCAGUGGUUGGAGAGGUUUUUUGCAAGGACCUUUGGCAGCAGAAUCAAUGGUCAUAUGAGCUUCAGAUUGGCAAUGUCCAAGGAUAGUGGGGAAUUGGUCUCCAUUGGGUGCCGGGUUGGGAUAGGUUUGCCUUAUAUUUGCCACACAAGCCUGCAUCCUCGUCUGGUUUGGAGACCAUGUAGGCAUUUUUCGAGGCAAAAUUCUGGACAUUUGUUGGUGGGAGAAAGACAUUUGAUGCAAGAGGCAGUUGCUAGUGCGUUCAAGCGGUCAUCUAGUGAAACAAGUUGUAGGCUUUUGGGCACUGUUCUUGAUAAAAGGGAGGCACUUUUUGUGUACUGGGAUCCGCUUCCCUAUUGCGCUUAUUAUUAUCUUCAAUUGCCUUUCAGGCGCGUUGCUGGGGCCAUCAGGGCCCAACACAGGCAGCACAAUCCACCUCUUGCUGUUGUGCAAUAGAUGUUUACAUUUUAAAACAUUUCCGAGACUUGUGAACAAUUAAAGGAUUUUUUUUAACAAUUUGAAAAAUGUACAAUUGAGUACUUUAAAUUUUCUGAAGACUUAGUGAGACUUAUUAAGUGUGGAAUUUUGAAUGAUUGUAGACUUCGUUCUGCCUCUUGAUGAGGCUGUCUAACGAAAUAAAGAAAGUGAUAUUUGAUAAUUUAAUUAUAGUUUAUACGAAAUAGAAUUGAUUCACUAAAUAUUUAUCAUUCAAUUAAAGGUGGCCAAAAUUAAGUGGAAAAAACUGUCCGAUAAAAGAGUUUUUAGAUGUGAAGUAAUUUAUUUUUAUUUAGAGAAAUUAAACGAUUUUCAUUACGAAAUUUUAACUUACAAUUUUUAUUUUUAUUCUUUCGUCAUUAUCUCAAAAUGAAGAUUUCAAAUGAUAACCGUAUCUUAUAUCAAGUAAUUUCUUUUGCAGGUGUUUUCUUUACUAAAAUAUCAAAUUAUUUUAUUUUGAGGAAAUGCUUUAAGAUACUGGAUAUUUGUGUAAAAACUGAAAAAACCCCUCUUGUAUGCGCAUUUUCUCCAUUUCAGAAGGGCGAUUAUGUAAAAUUUUUACUUUCAUUUCCACUUGCACUUUCACGAAAUUAUUUUAUUUUAUAUUGUUAUGAUAUUUAAAAUAUAAAAAAACUGACGUGAAUUUCGAAAAAGUGGAUUCUGAAAUGAAAAAGUUACAUAAUCGUUCCCUAUAUGUUUUAGUACUGUCGCAGAUUGUCUAUUUCAAAGUAACUUUUUCAAACUUCUCUGAACCGCUUUUAAAAAUUAAUUUCUAAGUGAUACAUUUUUAUAUUUCUUACAAACGAUAAGUAUAAAAUAUGCUGCAAAAGAGAUUGAAAAUUGAAAUUAAUGAGACUGAGCCAUAGUUUUCUCAAAAGCAAUAAAAUUAAUUAUAUACUUUCAACCUUCUAAGAGAGUUUUAUUUUGCAAAGAACUCGCAUUAUAAAUCAUGAAACUAUGGUUCAGACAUUUUUUAUGGUAGUAAUUAUAAAUCCUGUAACUUUUGUUUUUCUGACAUCUUGUUCGUAAUGAAAUGGUUCUUAGGUUCAAUUCUUAUCAUAAUAGCCUCAAGGGAGAUUUUGAAAGAAUCCUAAUUAAUAAUUAUCUUAUCACACCAACAAGAAAUAAAAAGCAAAAGAGGCCAUAAUUUUAGGAAUUGGGCUGAUAUUAAUUUAAUUCUAAAUUGUAAAAAGUGUUUCUGAAAUUCGUGGUAUCAUUUAAAGAGACUUGCUUUCUAAACUUGUGGAAUAUGGAAUAUUCAUUCAACAGUUUUUCGAUUUGGCAUAAUUCUGACCAUGUCUCUAGCGAUCAAUCAAGAAAUGUGAUUCUUGUUAAUUCGUCAUUCACAGAUAUAUCACAUAUAAAAAAAUCUCAUUCCGAAAGGUAAAAAAAUAAAGCACUCUUUAUUAAAGAAAGAAUUCUUAUCUCGCCAUGCGACGAUUCAUUGCGGAGUAUCAUAUUGAUUAUGAUUUGGAUCCAUCUCGGAUAAAAAAAAGUAUGUAUGCAAAAAAUGUAUAAAAGUGAGAAUGCGAGAGUGAGAAGAGUUGAUCUGAAAAAGAAUGUAUCUUCAAUAUAUAAUAUCUCGAGUGGAAAAAUGGACUCGAAUCGAUAAAGGUUACUAAAAAUUCAUACAUAAAAUAGACGAUUUGCUGAAUCGGAGACUGACAGAGAUACUAUAUAAAAUAUGAAUCAGACACUCUCUUAUUUAACUUAUAUAAAAUAUUUCUAAUCAAUCAUUAUCUACAUCUGUAAAUAUCAUUAUCACUUUAGAAAAAUAAUCUAUAGUUCAUAAUUAAAAUGCACCACGGCAAAAUGAUCUUCUGGGGUAAAAUGGUUUUUGACGAAAAACUUUGACAAUAUUCCUAAAAUGGCAUUUUACUUCAAAGGAACUUUUUACCUAAGGUAAGAGAUAUCUAUGUAUAUACUUUUUUAAUACUCUCCCCAAUAACUAACAAAAUGUCAAUAAGCUCUGAGAUUAGGCUUUUUUCUCAUGUGCAGGCUUGUUUAUUUCUUUCAUAGUGAAAAAAUGAAUAAACCGAAUAUUCUGUGAGACGCAGAUCUGUACAAAUUACAAAUAUUAGAAUAUUUGAGGCUAAGAAGCUAUUUAUGAUUUCUAUAAUAUGUAUAUAUCACAUAUGUAUAUUCCAGUGCGUUCACUUAAUAGUAUUUUACGUUUGUAAGGUUUUGACACCAAUGUGCGAUACGUAACUGUGAUGACCCACGGGAUGCUUAAUUCAUGUCACUAUCGUUUUAAUAAAUUAUAUAAUUACCAAA